AUGGAUGGGGAGGCAGGAUCGGUGCGUCCCUACUCCCCCCCUCACACGCGCGCGAUGAUGCACAAGGAGGGAGACCGAGGCACCGGCGCCGGGGAGGAAAGAAGCCACCAGAUGACCAUCAUCACUCUGACUCCGCCCCGUGCACGCGCCGAGUCACUGGCGGAGGUCGCAUGCUCACCUCAGCCACUGGGGGGCGGUUGUUCCCAUUUACUGACACUUAAAAUGGCCGCAGUCAACAGCAGGGAAGCGCAGGACGAGAAGGAGAUUCUCCUUAAACCCGAAUCAGAUCCAGACAUGCCAAAAGACGGCACGGCAGCAGCGAGCACGAGCCAGAAGGAGUCCAAGCUGGUUCUGUAUCACUGGACCCAGUCGUUCAGUUCGCAGAAGGUGAGACUGGCGAUAGCUGAGAAAGGUCUGCAGUGUGAGGAGUAUGACGUGAGCUUGCCUCUGAGCGAGCACAACGAGCCCUGGUUCAUGCGCCUGAACCCCGCGGGCGAAGUCCCCGUGCUCGUUCACCGCCACCGAGUCGUGUGUGACCCCAGCCAGAUCUUGGACUACUUGGAGCAGACCUUUCAGGAUGAGGGGACCCCAAAGCUCAUUCCACCCCUGGAUAGUACGUACUACCACAGAGUCCAGCACUACAGAGAGCUCCUGGACUCCCUCCCUAUGAACGCUUACACCCACGGCUGCAUCCUCCACCCAGAGAUCACCGUGGACUCCCACAUCCCAGCAUACGCCUCCACCCGCAUACGUGCACAGAUCGGCAAUACAGAGUCAGAACUGAAGAAGCUUGCUGAGGCUCACCCUGAGCUCAAAGACGCUUACAUCGCAAAACAGAGGCGUCUGAAAACGAAGCUGUUUGACCACGAUAAUGUCAAGUACUUGAAAAAGAUUCUGGACGAGCUUGAGAAAGUGAUGGACCAAGUGGAGACAGAGCUGCAAAGGAGGGCGGAGGAGACACCAGAGGAGGGCAGUCAGCCGUCUUGGCUGUGUGGGGACUUCUUCAGCAUAGCUGACAUCUCUUUGGCUGUCGCCCUUCACCGGCUCAAGUUCCUGGGCCUGUCCCGCCGUUACUGGGGCAACGGGACCCGAAUGAACCUGGAAGCAUACUACGAGCGCGUCCUGGAGCGACCCACCUUCCGCCGGGUGCUUGGACACGUCAACAACAUCCUCAUAUCUGCCGUCCUUCCCACAGCAUUCCGAGUGGCCAGGAAGAGGGCGCCGUCAUUCCUCGGAGCGGCGGUGCUGACCGGACUGCUGGGAGGAGCCACAUAUCUGGCAUUCCUUUAUUUUAAAAAGCGCCUGAUGGCGUCCUAAGGAAUCCACGGAUACAGGCACCAUCUGAUUAACAACGGCCUCAGGACGUUGAGUAAAAAGCCUUAGGUGUAAAGAUUGUCCCAUAAUCUUUGUGUGUUGAGUAAGCAUGUGUUUCUCAUACGAACCAGAACUGAUCUGCAGAAUGGGAGAAACGCUGUAGAAGUCUGAACAAUUUUCCUUAGUGCUGGAUGACAGUGUUGAGAAACGCCCUCUGAUUAGCCAGUUCUGCUUUAUGUCCUGGCUUAAUACAAUUAAAACCUCUAUGUCCUGGGUUAAUAUCUGUAAAACCUCUAUGUCCUGGGUUAAUAAAAGGAAAGUUUUGCUUUCCAACAUAAUGACUUUCUUUCCACUUGUCAUUGGUGUGGCUGUGUACAUACUGUCUUUCCAUGACAUCAUAUAUCUUAUGAGCAGUAUGCUAAAAAGUGAAAUAAAUUUCUAUAAUUAGAUAACAGUACAUUUCUCUCUCAUUCUGUUGAUAGGUUUUUUUUUCUGUUGAUGGAGGAUAAUCUAUGAAUUUGUGUAUAUCUUAAAAUAUAUUCAACUAUACAUUAAAUACAGUACAGUAUGUUGAAAAAUUUGCAAUAACAUUUAAAAUCCAGUAACACUUAAAAAGUCUUCAUGCAUGACUUUCCUCCACUCGCUACUAAGAAGGAGAAAUUAGGAGAUGAUAUUGUCUCCCCACAAGAUCCACGUGGUAAGAUACCCGGCAUCCUCGGACUUCUACGGGACAAAUUUUUGUCUUUUUGCAACCAAGAAAUAAAAAUGAUCAUUGUAUUUAACAUCAUGUUCAUUUGUCAAUUAACCUUGAGUCACAGGCAAUGUGCAGAUUAUAUGUGGUUUGUACAAAAUGUUUUGCUGUGCUUGAAUUAAAAGCUGUCAUUCUCCA
Messenger RNA from Electrophorus electricus (electric eel), 2203 nucleotides. RefSeq names its product ganglioside induced differentiation associated protein 1 (gene gdap1). Lineage: Eukaryota; Metazoa; Chordata; Actinopteri; Gymnotiformes; Gymnotidae. Gene Ontology annotation, cellular component: mitochondrial outer membrane. Gene Ontology annotation, biological process: mitochondrial fission; mitochondrial fusion. The record is from RefSeq and is a predicted model, not a curated record.